This is a messenger RNA of Cuscuta campestris, 2842 nucleotides long. The record is from the annotation of a GenBank genome assembly. Lineage: Eukaryota; Viridiplantae; Streptophyta; Magnoliopsida; Solanales; Convolvulaceae.
UUUAGCUAUAUAAAGAAUAAAUAAUACAAAGAAUUUUUUCCAAGCAAUGUGAGAGUGUAUACUAGUUUUAUGAGCUAGACCUCUCCUUACUAAAGGUGAAUGGUUUCUUUUUAUAGUGAGAGAUGAUGAAGUAGUUAUGAAGAUAAAUAUGGUAGUUUUGCAAAAUUGAUUGUAAUGUCCUUCAUGUUGGGCUUUGUGGAGGCUUGUUUGUCGGCCCGGCCCAGUUGUGCGUAGCCCUAGCUUUUCUCUAUAUAUAGAGAGCUGGUAUUUUGUAAUCUUUGGCACCACAAGUGAAAUAAGAAAAUACCACAAGUGAAAUAAGAAAAUCCUCCUGUUGCAGCCGUGGAUUAGGGAAACCUAACCAUGUUUCUCGCAGUUAUUUGUGUGUGUUGUGUGUUUAUGGUAUCAGAGAUAGGUUGUUCAACACAAGAACACGAAUAGCGAGAAGCUGUCACCUAGGGUUUGCAGAUCUUGGAUUGUCCGUUUGAGAAAGAGAAGUGUGCGCCGCCGGUUACCAGAAGGGGAGAUCUGCGCAGCUGUUCGCCAUAGUCUGCGAGCCGCCGCUGCAUCCCUUCGUAGCGCCGCCGUCGACCUCUUAGAUCGCCGCCGUCCGCGUGCCGUCAACCGCACGCAGAGGAGCUGCCUGCCUGCCUCCGUUUCAGAUCAAGAGCGCCGCCGACCCAGUGGCAGAGCCGUCUCCGUCCAGUGGGUCGCCAUCGCCGUCCGAGCCGCCGCCGUUGGUCAUGCGCAGAGGACCGUGGCGUUAGAAUCGCGCAGCAGCGGGAGAGGAAUUCGCCGCCUCGUCGUUCAGAUCGCAGAAGAGGUACUGCCGCCCGCCGUCCAGCCGUCAACCGCCACCGCGAGCAGGUGUCGUCCGACCGCUCGCCGAGCCACCGCCGAAGUCCAGUGUUGGUUGCCGUCUGAAUUGCACAGCCGCCAGAAAGAAAAAAGGAAAAAAUACCAAGAUCUAAAAUUAGUUGUACUGGGUAUCUCGUCUAGUCGUUUGAGAUGGCAGAAGACGGGAAGUUUCGAAUUGAGAAGUUCGAUGGUACAGAUUUCAGUUGGUGGAAGAUGCAAAUUGAAGAUUUGCUGGUUCAGAAAGAUUCGGACGUGGUAUUGGGUGACAAGCCAGAAAAGAUGUCGGAUGCAGAUUGGGCAAGUUUGGAUCGGAAAGCUAUGUCCGUGAUCCGUCUCUUGUUGACCAAGAAUGUUGCGUUCAACAUUCUGAAGGAGAAGACAGCGAAAGGAAUUAUGGAAGCGUUGUCUAACAUGUACGAGAAGCCAUCUGCAGCGAAUAAAGUUUUUCUGAUUAGAGAGCUGGUGAACACAAGGAUGAAAGAAGGCACUUCAGUUACCGAGCAUAUCAACAAGUUGAAUUCGAUCUUAGCCAGACUUUUGUCAGUGGGCAUUAAGUUCGAUGAUGAAGUUCAAGCUUUACUACUGCUAUCGUCUUUACCUGAUAAUUGGUCCGGAACGGUUACAGCGGUUACCGGUUCAGUGGGAUCUGAUGGAUUCACCUUUGAUCAGAUUCGAGAUCUCGUUCUUGGCGAGGAUGUCAGAAGAAAGAGUUCAGGGGAGUCAUCUGGUGAAUUGCUUCAUGUUGGUAGAGACAGAAGAAAUAGCAGAGGUAGUGGGAGCAGGAACAGACAAAGGAGUCAGUCGAAGACUCGUGACAGCUCAGGUGUAACGUGCUGGAAAUGCAAGGAGGUGGGGCAUUUUAGGAAUCAAUGUCCGAAUGAUAAGAAAGUAAACAUUGCUCAAGGCUCUGCGAGUGACGAGGAGGUUGCUCUGACUUGCUGUGAGGAAAGCAAUGUGGAUUCCUGGGUCAUGGAUUCUGGUGCUUCAUUUCAUGCCAUCCACAGCGGUGAAGCAUUGCAGAAUCUGGUUAUUGGAGACUUUGGAAAGGUACGACUAGCAGACGACAGAGCGCUUGAGGUGACGGGCAUGGGUGACAUGGUGUUGAAGACCUCAGUCGGUCUCUGGACUUUGAAGGAUGUCAGAGUGGUUCCAGCUUUGAAGAAAAGUUUGAUUUCUGUCAGGCAGCUGGACGAACAGGGACAUGAGGUAAAGUUCAGAGAUGGGCAGUGGAAGGUCGUGAAGGGAAAUCUUGUCAUGGCCCGUGGAAGGAAGAGUGGUUCGUUGUAUAUGGUCGAGUUACCAUCUGAGGGAGUGACCGCCCCAGUUCAGAAGAGAAACAAAGUCCGGUUCACAGAGUCUCGUGGGCAGAAUAAGGUUGUCUAUGCAAGAGAGAAACCUAGAGCCACAGGUCAGACUCAGGAUGAACGAGCGAGGAAAGGUUCAAGGAGGCAAGUCAGAUGUAUUUGUGGCAGUGGGAGCUCAAAUAGCACUUCGGCCAAGUUGCCUAGAAGACAGUGGGUCAGAAGAACCAGUAUUCCAGCUGUUGGAACAUCUCCGGAAAAUUUCUUGCUGAGUACGGAGAUUGUUUGUUCUCAGGAUGUUCCAGGAUCCGGCAGUGUGCGUCUGCAGUGGGAGCCGGUAGGGACCGAGGAUGAGUCAGGGGCAGAUUUUGCCGUGACUGAUGUGUUGGAGCUUGGGAGAGCUUCAACGGGCCUUUCAGUUGUCUGAUGAUAGGGCUGCUGCAACAGGAAAGCUGAGGAAGAUUACUCGAUGUAUAGGCAAUCGUGGUGAAUGGCAGUUGAUGACUAUCAAGCCUCCAAGUGGGAGAAUGUUGGGCUUUGUGGAGGCUUGUUUGUCGGCCCGGCCGAGUUGUGCGUAGCCCUAGCUUUUCCCUAUAUAUAGAGGACUUGUAUUUUGUAAUCUUUGGCACCACAAGUGAAAUAAGAAAAUCCUCCUGUUGCAGCCGUGGAUUAGGGAAACCGAA